AUGAAUCCCGACAACAAGGAGGUUUGCCUGAUCAUCGGCGCGUCACGGGGCAUAGGCCGCCAGGUUGCCAUUGACCUCGCGAAACACGGCUACUUCGUCGUCAUCGCCGCCAAAACCACAUCCGACGCCAGCGCCAUCCCAGCCUCGUCGUUCCCGCCGGACCCAAACUCCUCAGAGUCUACCAUCAACACCGUCGCCCGCGAGAUCACCGAGGCCGGCGGCUCGGCGCUCGCCUUGCCCGUGGACGUGCGCGACGUGGACAACGUCAAGGACCUGGUCGACGAAGUGGUCCGACGGCUGGGCCGACUGGACGUGCUGAUCUACAACUCGGGCGCGAUCUGGUGGUCGGCGGUGGAGACGACACCCGUGAAGCGGUUCAUGCUGCUCCAGCAGGUCAAUCCGCAGGGGCUGUACGCGGCCGUGUCGGCGGCGCUGCCGCAUUUCGGAAAGCAGGGCUGGAAGGGACGCAUCAUCGUGGUGUCGCCGCCCAUCUAUUCGCGCUUCUUCCGUGGCAAGACGGCCUACGCGAUUGGCAAGGUCGGCAUGAGCGUCUUGACAAAGGGUCUCGCGAUGGACUUCGUCAGGCAGGGUCGGAAGGACAUGGCCAUCACGAGCAUCUGGCCUGCCGUGUCCAUCGAAUCGGCAGCGACCCAAGAAUCGGUGAAACGCGACCCAGAACUCCUCAAGGACUUGAGAAAGCCCACAAUCUACUCAGACGCCAUCCUCGCAAUGCUCCAAUCGCCUGCCGAGGAAGUCAACGGCCUGCUCGACCUGGACGAAGACUUCCUGCGCAAGAAGGGCGUGACGGACUUUUCGCGCUACAGCCUCAUGCCGGAUAGCGAGCGGCCGCCCCGCCGCAUCAUGCCCGCCCGCUUCCCUGUCUUGGAGGUCGCGGAGCAGGACGACGAAGGGAGGAGGGUCGAUAGUGUUGUUUUGCGCCAAGGGAAGGAGAAGAGUGGCGCUGCCGGUGGGGGGAGUAAAUUGUAA
Cladophialophora psammophila CBS 110553 is the source of this 987-nucleotide messenger RNA. Its product is annotated as oxidoreductase. NCBI's taxonomy places the organism in Eukaryota, Fungi, Ascomycota, Eurotiomycetes, Chaetothyriales, Herpotrichiellaceae. The coding region runs from base 1 to 987 and encodes 328 amino acids. The record is from RefSeq and is a predicted model, not a curated record. The transcript has 4 exons. Gene Ontology annotation, molecular function: oxidoreductase activity.